AAUAUAUAUAUAAAUAAGCAAAACCUCCAGAGCAAAUUUAUGCAUGAAUUUUGAUUUAUGAAUUUUAAGUGUUUAUUCCUUUACCUGCGUUUAUUCACGUCCUUCAUUUCGGUAGUGUUUGUAAUGCGUGUUAAACACAAACUAUGUGCUAGCUGGCAUGAUUUGGUGGUAUAUUUCCACUCUUUAAUUGCCCCUCAGAGCAGCGCCGUCGCCUCGAUCUGCCCCCACCGCGCGCGCGAGCCGCUGACAGACGCGGAGCGACAGGUGCGACGGUGGAGCAGGUGCCAAUAUGCAAAUGAGCAGGACGGCUCAAACGCUGAUUGGUUCCACGAGAGCGGCCUUAUUGGCAAGCGACUCACGUCUACGUCACGCAAAGCCGGGCCGCCUAUAUAACGAAGGCGAAAGACUAGUCCAUCAAUGAAGUAGUAAAGAGAGGGAGAGAGGAGAGAGAGACCGAAAGCAUUCCCGACUGUAAUUAAAGGAAGCGAUUCCUUUGCUAGCGUCCUACCGCGAAGACCAAGAUCAGAAAGGAUCAGAAUGAAGUUUAUUAUUGGAAUAGGAGGUGUGACCAAUGGAGGCAAGACGACUUUGACGGGAAGACUCAUAAAGAACUUACCAAACUGUUGUGUUGUACAUCAAGAUGAUUUUUUCAAGCCCCAAGAUCAAAUAGAGCUCGGGGAGGACGGCUUUAAACAAUGGGAUGUGAUUACCGCCUUGGACAUGGACGCCAUGGUGAACACGGUUAAGGGAUGGAUGGAGAACCCGGUGAAGUUUGCGCGCUCCCACGGCGUGACCGUUUCACCCGCAUCUGACGGCUCGGACCCGGAGCGCGAGAUCCACAUACUCAUUAUAGAGGGAUUUCUUCUUUAUAACUACAAGCCUUUGCUUGACGUCUACAGCAAGUGCUACUAUGUCACCAUUCCAUACGGGGAGUGCAAAAGGAGAAGAAGUAUGAGAACUUACACCGUUCCUGACCCUCCUGGUCUGUUUGACGGCCACGUGUGGCCCAUGUACUUGAAACACAGGCUAGAGAUGGAAAACAGCGGCCAAGAUAUCCGUAAGUCAACCAAUCUAGCGUUAAAAUGGCAUUCUGUAAUCUGUAACUCGCAUGCACGAUUCGUAUCUGCAGAAUAUCUGGAUGGAAUGAGAACAAAAGAUGAGCUCUAUAACCAAGUUUAUGAAGACAUUCAGAACUCCCUAUUGAAUGUUUUAUAGCAUCUCCGGUUGGAAUGAAGAUGUGUGUGUAUAGAAUUGUAAAUAGCUUCUGCCACUAGACGGAUUUUGUAAAUAAAUACUAACUUAUUUUAAAACUGAUGGCAAAAGCCUGUAAUUUUAUAUUGCUCUAUGUAACUUUGUUUUAUUUAAAACAAGCAUUACUGUCUGGGAUGCCCAGAGACGAACAGUAUAUGGCAAUUAUGACUUUGUUUUCAUUUCACUGUAACCGAAGCUCUGCCAUCUUCAGUCAGAACAGACAUCGGUGUUGUGUUUUCAUUCUCAACAUUGGGACAUGCAUGGAAAACAUUGAACUUUUUAUGAUUGUAAUGUCUGGAUUAUGAUGGAUGAAUGUAACGGGAAAAAACAAAAUAUAUAAUCAAAUUAUUUAAUAAAAAUGUUGAA
Molecule: messenger RNA, 1617 nt
Organism: Sinocyclocheilus rhinocerous
Lineage: Eukaryota; Metazoa; Chordata; Actinopteri; Cypriniformes; Cyprinidae
Product: nicotinamide riboside kinase 2-like
Exons: 7
Coding region: 538-1215 (225 amino acids)
Source: RefSeq, a predicted model, not a curated record